Messenger RNA from Cladocopium goreaui, 1287 nucleotides. The record is from the annotation of a GenBank genome assembly. NCBI's taxonomy places the organism in Eukaryota, Dinophyceae, Suessiales, Symbiodiniaceae.
AUGCAGGUCGCAGACGCACCAUCCGAGAUACGAAGGAGUUCCGACCUCGGCUCUGUCAGUUGGAAACACCUGGGGCUGGCUGCCUUGGUCUCCUACGCUUUGGGCAUCUGCACAUUCCUCCUUUGGUCCGCCCUGACUGCCCUGACUCGGCCGAAUCCACGUGGUCCCAAUGGGCCGAAGGUGCUGAAAGACUCAGAGUAUCCUCCAAAGUAUGGCAAGAUACCUGAGAAAACGAUCUGGUUCUACUACAACAAGGGUUGGGAUCCCAUGCCCAACCGUUUGGUUGACCUUUGUGUUCAAAGCUUUUGUGUUAAUAACCCAGAUUGGAACUUUGAGUUUGUGAGCGAUAGCAAUGUGCUGGAGUAUGUGAGCCCAGAGAUGCUACCAGAUGCGUAUUGGACCUGGCAUAAGCCCGCCAACAAGAAAGAUAUGGUCAUGGCCAAUGUCUUGGCGUUGUACGGAGGCGUGGCAGCGGAUUCCACCAUUCUGAAUUUCAAAUCGCUGAAUGUGCUGUGGAAUCGCAUGUUGACGGAUGCUGCGGAUGCCGUGGUCUACUGGUACAGAUUCACUGAACCCUGGCCAGAACACGACAGUUCUGCUGCGUGGUUUUUCAUGGCGCGUCGAGACACAGGGAUCUUCAGACGCUAUGCGCAAGACAUUAAGACCCAUUUUGGCAAUGUGCACCUCGACGUCUCGCGCGUUGGAGGAAAACCAUACCUGGCCUUUGCCACUGGAACUGUCGAACCUAUCAUGAUUGAGAUCAACAGUUCACUUCCACUUUGCUCAACUGAUCCCAACACAGCUGGCCGCAAGACAUGUGCCACUGCUAUGACACAUCAUGUUGCGGCAAACAAGGAUUUGAACAAUACCAAAGUUGUCUUUUUGGACCCCAAUGACCAAAACCAUGGUCCUCAACUGAACACUUGGGAUGCACUGUGCAUCAACAAUGGCUUCCUGGAUUGUCCCACUCCCUCACUUUCACGUCCCAGUGCAAAGGAUCUCUGGGAGCAAUAUCAGGGUCGCAAAGACAACCCAUACUUCACAAUGAUCAAACUCUUUGGCGGCGGGGGGAGAUUUGCCAAACAGCAUCCGGAGCUUCUGCUGCUCAACAAAGACGAUGAGAGAGAAAAUGUGAUGAGCAUGUGGUUCAAAGAUGCUGGAAUUGAGCUGGACAAGCCCAACUACUGUGGUUCUAUCUCCGGGCAGAUGUUGAAGAAUGAAGGUCUUCGGUCCGAAACAACGGACCAGUCCGCAUCGACAUUUCGAUUUCCAACCGAAUACGUCUAG